Molecule: messenger RNA, 717 nt
Organism: Paramecium sonneborni
Lineage: Eukaryota; Ciliophora; Oligohymenophorea; Peniculida; Parameciidae
Source: the annotation of a GenBank genome assembly
AUGAAUCUCAACUAAGAAAAUCCUCACACUUUAAUCGUCAAUCUAAUUAACAAUUAAGCUAUAACAAAUAAAAAUUAAGAAUUAAAUAUAAACAAAAUCAUUGAAAAUCUUUUAAAAUAAACUCUUAAUCUAAGUUAUGAUGGACCUACAUAUUGCUAACUUACAGGUUAGUUUAUAGGAAACAAGAAAUUGAUAAAGCUGAAAGUUAAUAAAGAUUUACAUGUUAAUGUGCUUGAUUAAAGUCUUAUAGAUUUAAUACAAAAUCAUUGUUUUAUUGAUGGAAGAUUUGAAAGAUGCUUUUCAACUAUAAAUAAUGUAUAGUUUAUUAUGACAUUUGAAUAAAAGACAGAAUUUAGUAAUCCUACAAGUUUGGAAAUCACAGACGAUAUUUUGAAAUUGGUAUAUGGAGAAGAGAGGUUCAUUUAAAUGAUGGAAGAGUAUAUAAUUUAUAAAAUUUUAGAAUUUAAGAAUUUUAUUAACUAAAUCAGAACUUUUAGGAUAGCUUAACCUAAAAUUAAUUAGUUUAAUGUCCUAAGACGUAAAAAUAUAUAUUAUUCAAUGAUGGGUUUAAUAUACAAGGCAAAAUGUAUAGUUUAGAAGGAGCAUUGACAUUUUUAAAUCAGGAUUAAGGAAAGUUAUUUGAUCAUCAAAAACAUUUCUUACAAUAAUAUUAGGGAUAUUGAAUUUUUGAAUUGAUAAUUGAGAAAUUUUUUUAAU